AAAACGACCGUCCCUCGUGCACGCCGCGUAGACGUUAUCAAACGAAUAUGCUUACAGAGCCUCUGUACAUCACUCAGAUUUAAGACUCUCUCUCAAUCUCUAUAUCAAUAUAAUAAAUUAGCAAAUUUCAAGACAUUUUUCAGAGAUCCAGAGAAAACUGAGAAAUGGGUUUGAAGGAGGAUUUUGAGGAGCAUGCUGAAAAAGCUAAGACCCUGCCUGAGAGUACCACUAAUGAAAGCAAGCUUAUUCUUUACGGACUGUACAAGCAAGCCACUGUUGGACCAAUCAACACUAGCCGUCCCGGUAUGUUUAACAUGAGGGACAGGGCAAAGUGGGAUGCAUGGAAGGCUGUUGAAGGAAAAUCCAAGGAUGAAGCAAUGAGUGACUAUAUCACUAAGGUGAAACAGUUGCUGGAAGAAGCUACUGCUUCUGCUUGAUGUCGUGAAACUUCUUCUGUGUUUCUUCAUGGUAACUUUGCGUUGGAAAAAAAUUAUGAAAGAUAAUUAUGACCAACAUUGGUAGU
Messenger RNA from Camellia sinensis, 523 nucleotides. Its product is annotated as acyl-CoA-binding protein. The record is from RefSeq and is a predicted model, not a curated record. Gene Ontology annotation, molecular function: fatty-acyl-CoA binding. NCBI's taxonomy places the organism in Eukaryota, Viridiplantae, Streptophyta, Magnoliopsida, Ericales, Theaceae. Gene Ontology annotation, biological process: fatty acid metabolic process.